GGCGUCUGUAGGAUCUGUAUCCCCGUCUUCGUUGACGUCCUAUAUAUCUUCUCGGGGUGGAAAUACGGUCGUCGGAUGCGCGGCAGUCCUGAGUCUCGUUUCGAACUUGGUACCGAAUGCGAGGUCGCGAUACCCAACGCCGAGGGUUGCUCUUUUCAUAAGUCUAGCUGCAUCGUCGUAAGACAAGACAAUAAUUUAGAAAAGAAAUAUCUGUUAGUCGCGAAGUAUAUCGAUCACUUUGUCAAAGUAUCACAUCCCAUAUCGCAGCAUGAGAAUAUUAUUCUUGCUGCUUCUCGUGGCAGGUAUUACAACGAGUAUCGCCAAGCCCAAUCAUGGGCAAUCAGCGAUUGAAAAUACCAUUAAAAUAUCAAAAAGAGGGGCGGAAACUAACCGCGUACAUUCGAUACCCCUGGGUUCCGAUGUGACGUUUCACUGGAGGGUCGAACUGACGGACGGAACGAUUAUGGUAGAAGUUCACUAUGUCGGGGGAGAUAACACCUGGUUUGCUAUUGGAUUCUCUGAUUACGGAGAGAAAAGCCCAGCCGAUUAUUGCAUUUUAUGGUCAGGCUGGAAUCGGGAAAUCAAUCUACAAGACGUUUGGGCGGAUGAAGAGGGUAAAAUAAGCGUCGACGAUCAACAGGACUGCAAGGACUUUCUAUGGAAAAAGCGUGGAAAUGUGACGAAAUUUUCUUACACAAGAAAAUUUGAUACAUGCGACAACGAGGACUACGUUAUCGAAGACGGGACGACGCAUGUUGUCUGGUUGAAAGGCGAGGGCCCCUUGUACUCCAUCGCGGGUCUGCAAGUCUCCGACGCUAAGGUGACGGGGAUGUCCAGGGCUCAACUACCCAGGGUGGCUCAUCGCGAAGCACCAGUGCCGAAUGAUGCUUGGACAUUGGAGCUUUUGGCGAGCCAAGUCAAGGUGCCCAGCGAUGAAACGACCUAUUGGUGCAACGUACACAAGCUUCCGUCCUCGUUGAGAGACAGGCACCACAUUCUCAAGUUCGGACCGGUAAUUCAACCGGGCAAUGAGCACCUCGUUCAUCAUAUAGAAAUAUUUCAUUGUGCCGGGCCCGCCGAAAGAUCUAUUCCCCCAUACGCCGGCCCUUGCAAUCAUCCCGAUCGACCGGAGGAAACAAAGGUGUGUCAGAAGGUCCUGGCGGCCUGGGCGAUGGGGGCGGAAGCAUUUGUUUACCCGGAUGAAGCUGGACUUCCGAUAGGUGGUGAGGAUUUCAACCGCCAUGUAAUGCUCGAGGUUCAUUACAACAAUCCCGAGUUACAUUCAGGCCAAGUAGAUUCGUCGGGAAUCCAAUUUGUUCUCACAAAAACCCUUCGGAAGUACGAUGCGGGCGUAAUAGAGCUCGGUCUUGAGUACACGGACAAGAUGGCAAUACCUCCUGGACAGGAAGCCUUCACUCUGUCGGGUCACUGCAUCGCGGAAUGUACCGGAGUCGGUUUGCCCAGAGAAGGAAUAAAGAUAUUCGGGUCUCAGCUUCACACCCAUUUGCUCGGUACGCAGGUCGCCACUCGUCACGUAAGGGAUGGCAUUGAACUCCCGAUACUGAACCGCGACAAUCACUACUCGACCCAUUUUCAGGAAAUCAGACUACUCCCCAAACCCGUCACCGUUUUGCCCGGGGAUUCUUUGAUAACAACUUGCACGUACAAUAGCCUGAAGAUGUCGAACGUUACGUUGGGUGGAUUCGCGAUAUCAGACGAGAUGUGCGUUAACUACAUUCACUAUUAUCCGAGUACGAGACUAGAGGUAUGCAAAAGCGCGAUUAGCAGCGACGCGCUUAGAACUUACUUCCGUUACAUGCGAGACUGGGAGAACCAGCCGACGUCGAACGUCAAGGGAAUAUCAGAGAAUUACCAGAGCAUCGAAUGGAGCAGGGUCCGCAUAGCGGCCCUCCACGAUCUUUACAUGGCUGCGCCAUUAGGUAUGCAAUGUAACAGCUCCGAUGGCUCCCGGCUUCCAGGGCUGUGGGAAAACGCGGCGUCGACGCCGAUCCGGUUGCCCUUGUCUCCACCAGCUCGUGACUGCCUCGGUAUCUACGGAAACGCAUAAUCAUUACGGAAAAUAAUCAAACUACAUGCGAAGAUUCCAAAGAAACUGAUGCCAUGAAAUAAAUAUAUUCAAAUUUAUGUGUGAGGAUGCACUCGUUGUAAUAAUAUGUACCCUGUUUAUUCCUUGAA
Messenger RNA from Diprion similis, 2196 nucleotides. RefSeq names its product tyramine beta-hydroxylase (gene Tbh). Gene Ontology annotation, molecular function: dopamine beta-monooxygenase activity; copper ion binding. Lineage: Eukaryota; Metazoa; Arthropoda; Insecta; Hymenoptera; Diprionidae. The record is from RefSeq and is a predicted model, not a curated record. The transcript is spliced from 10 exons. Bases 269 to 2068 code for a protein of 599 amino acids. Gene Ontology annotation, cellular component: secretory granule membrane. Gene Ontology annotation, biological process: dopamine catabolic process; norepinephrine biosynthetic process; octopamine biosynthetic process.